Fusarium subglutinans is the source of this 522-nucleotide messenger RNA. RefSeq lists its product as uncharacterized. The record is from RefSeq and is a predicted model, not a curated record. The transcript is spliced from 2 exons. NCBI's taxonomy places the organism in Eukaryota, Fungi, Ascomycota, Sordariomycetes, Hypocreales, Nectriaceae. The coding region runs from base 1 to 522 and encodes 173 amino acids.
AUGGUUAUCAAUAAGAAACGACUCUAUGUCGCUUUGUACCCCAGUGGAGUUGUCAACAAUCCAGAACGCCGCUACCAUUGGGGAUUUCUUGUCGGGCCCAAGAAGGAAUCGACCCCCGAAGUUCCUGGCAUGCGCUACCACGUCAAGAAUCUUCCAGUUGGAGGCUGGGUUUAUGAGGAACUUUCUCUUCCCAAUAUUCGAAGCACGACCAGACUUCUCGCCCGGAUCGUGAUCGCCAAGGUCGAAGAUGAAGAUCAGCUUGUGGACAUCAUUCGUAACACACCAGUCGUGCAGAACGACCCGAACUGGCGAUGCCGCACCUGGGUCGCUGAUGUUUUGUCAAGGAUUGCUCAGGACGGAAGAGCUGUUGGGACUUCAGAACUGGAUUGGGAAAAGAUCGAGUCUGUUGCCCGUGAAUAUGUCGCGAACAAGAUAGAGGCUGGAAGAUAUUUGCAUGGAGAGGACAUGUUGUUACCAAAACCGACUUGGGACAUGCUACAGGGUAAGGAGGUUGUACCUUAG